Messenger RNA from Papilio machaon (common yellow swallowtail), 1987 nucleotides. It is a transcript of the gene serp, whose product is annotated as chitin deacetylase 1. The coding region runs from base 45 to 1664 and encodes 539 amino acids. The transcript has 5 exons. Lineage: Eukaryota; Metazoa; Arthropoda; Insecta; Lepidoptera; Papilionidae. Gene Ontology annotation, cellular component: extracellular region. The record is from RefSeq and is a predicted model, not a curated record. Gene Ontology annotation, biological process: carbohydrate metabolic process. Gene Ontology annotation, molecular function: protein binding; chitin binding; hydrolase activity, acting on carbon-nitrogen (but not peptide) bonds.
UUUAACCGCACGUUGGCCGCGCAACGACCUGUUGUGAUCCCGUCAUGGCGCGCUACGCCCGUGUCGCUACUUUGGCCGCGUGUCUCAUAUUCGCCUGCGCGGUAGCCGAUGGUCAUCGAUGGCGGAGGCAGGCCGACGACGCGCCCAAGAAAGAUGAAAGCCUGGAGCAAGAGCUAUGCAAGGACAAGGACGCCGGCGAGUGGUUCCGGCUGUUAGCCGGCGAGGGCGACAACUGUCGCGACGUCAUCCAGUGCACUGCCUCGGGUAUCCAAGCUAUCCGUUGUCCGGCUGGUUUAUUCUUCGACAUUGAAAAACAGACUUGUGAUUGGAAAGAUGCUGUAAAGAAUUGUAGAAUAAAGAAUAAAGAGCGCAAGAUUAAGCCGCUGUUGUACACAGAAGAGCCGUUAUGUCAAGAUGGCUUGUUAGCUUGUGGGGAUUCCACAUGUAUUGAACGAGGUCUAUUCUGUAACGGCGAAAAGGACUGCGCUGAUGGAUCCGACGAAAACUCUUGCGAUAUUGACAACGACCCUAACAGGGCCCCGCCAUGCGACGCGUCACAGUGCGUGUUGCCGGACUGCUUCUGUUCUGAGGAUGGAACAGUCGUACCUGGAGACCUUCCUCCCAAAGAUGUUCCACAAAUGAUUACCAUUACUUUUGAUGACGCGAUCAACAAUAACAACAUCGAACUCUACAAAGAAAUAUUUAAUGGUAAACGUAAAAACCCGAACGGUUGUGACAUCAAGGCUACAUUCUUUGUCUCCCACAAAUAUACCAACUACUCCGCAGUACAGGAAACUCAUAGAAAGGGUCACGAAAUUGCAGUCCACUCCAUAACGCACAAUGACGAUGAACGCUUCUGGAGCAACGCAUCCGUAGACGACUGGGGCAAGGAGAUGGCAGGUAUGCGCGUCAUCAUCGAGAAAUUUUCAAACAUUACAGACAACAGCGUUGUAGGCGUACGUGCACCAUACCUGCGUGUCGGCGGCAACAACCAGUUCACCAUGAUGGAAGAACAAGCUUUCUUAUAUGACAGUACCAUUACCGCGCCACUCUCUAACCCUCCGCUGUGGCCUUACACUAUGUACUUCCGCAUGCCACAUCGUUGUCACGGCAAUUUGCAAAGCUGUCCAACCAGAAGUCAUGCCGUGUGGGAAAUGGUCAUGAACGAACUCGAUCGCCGUGAAGACCCCAGCAACGACGAGUACCUGCCCGGCUGCGCCAUGGUUGACUCCUGUUCCAACAUCCUUACCGGAGAUCAAUUCUACAACUUCCUCAAUCACAAUUUCGACAGGCAUUACGAUCAAAACAGAGCUCCUUUAGGUCUAUACUUCCAUGCAGCUUGGUUAAGAAACAAUCCUGAAUUCUUAGAAGCGUUCUUGUACUGGAUCGAUGAAAUUCUUUCAAGCCACAAUGAUGUGUACUUUGUUACAAUGACUCAAGUUAUUCAGUGGAUCCAGAACCCGCGCACUAUCACCGAAGCAAAGAACUUUGAGCCAUGGAGGGAAAAGUGUGCGGUCGAAGGUUAUCAGGCCUGCUGGGUGCCUCAUUCCUGCAAGCUCACGUCGAAGGAAGUUCCCGGAGAAACCAUUAACCUACAGACGUGCGUUAGGUGUCCUGUCAACUACCCCUGGCUCAACGACCCCACGGGAGAUGGCCGCUAUUAAACGCCGCGAUCUCGCGCUGAGCGCGCUCCAAAUUAGUUAUAUUGUAAUUGCAACGGAGGGGUUACAGGGACGAUACAUUCGUACUUGAAAGUAACAAAAAUGUACUGUUGUUUGAAAUAAGUAUUCGAUUCUAUUAGGGAUAUGUGACGAUGCAAUUAAAAUGUACUUCUAGUACAUCAGUAACCCGUCUGUAGUCUAAGUACCUACCUAAAUAAAUGUAAUAUAGACUCACAUGAAUAUUUAAUAGGUCUGUUUAAUACUUUAUGUGAUUUUUCUACUGUAAGUCUGUUAUAAAAUUAAAAAUACAAAAUAUAAAAAUUGAA